AUGGUCCACGUACAUCUUGCCUCCCACCACCAUGACGUCGAACGGCAUUCGGCUCCCACCCACGAUUCAUCAGGCAUCCUCAACCUUCCUGGUCCGACCCUCAACACAAGCAGGUCGCCGAAAGGCUCCUCGAACAAGACAGAAGGACGCACCACUGCUUUGGGGAAGGGUUGCUUUCACAACCAUCUUAGUCACCACAUCCUCGUGGCAUAUGACCUCGGUGCAUCCAGCGCACUUUUGGAAAAGGUAUACGAGGCCGAGGCCAAAGACGAGACCGCCGACAUCCUUUCAUUCGGAAGACAGGACGGCGAGGUCUUGGUCACGCCUGAGGAAAUCACGACGAAGACCUGGACUGACUACCUCGGAAAUGACAAAGCAUAUGCUGCGCUUCUUACCUUCUUCGAGAGCCAGGCCCUCGAACAAUUCGUGUUCUCACCUGCUGCGAACGACAACGGCGCAAAAAUGCUGGUGAGGUUUGUCGACGGCGUGUUGCAUCCUUUGAUCCAGACAGGUUAUGGUGUGGAGUUCGGAAGUGAUGUUAUGGUUGCUCAAGCAUACGACUCCGACAUCAUGCACCCCGUCAUGCCCUACGAUCCCAACGCCUUCAUCACAGCACGAUAUGCCGCGGCGUGCACCCCCGAGCGCGUCGCCGAGAUCCGCCGGCUCAGUGCGCUCUGGCAAGUCGACGCCUCCUCCCUCAUCGCUAUUGACGAAAAGGUCGAGGAACUCAUCUGGACGACGACGCUGCUCCUCGUCGGCUCCGGGCGUGCAGGGCGCAAGCCGCGCCUCGACUUCUUCCUCAUGCACUUCCUCAACGCCUCCCUAUUCGUGCCCUCGCUCCUCGCCGCGAUCCCGUCCACGCAAAGCAAGGCCGCCCUCCUCCGCGCGCUCGUCCCCGCCCUCCUCGUGACGCUGCUCAUCCGCGGGCGCCCGCGCAUCGACGCCACGCUCGCGAUGUCCUACCACGCGGUGCCGCGCCCGCCUCCCGUCGCGGCCAACGGCGUCAACCCGCCGAAGCCGGCGGUCCGCGUGCUCUACUAUGGGGCGCAGCGGUACGGACGAACACCCCCGGGCGGCGUGAUUGGCGCGUUCGAUACGAACGGCAGGGAGACGCACCCAGGGAUGGCGAAGCUGGAUGGCUCUCUGUUCGUUCGCGCCGCGGGCGUGGUUAUGGACACGCUCGGUUGGGUGACACACGGGCAGAAGACUGGGUCUUGGGAUAGGAGUGCGCUGGGAUGGGAUGAUGCUUGGAAGAACGGAGCGUAA
Messenger RNA from Epithele typhae, 1266 nucleotides. RefSeq lists its product as uncharacterized. The coding region runs from base 1 to 1266 and encodes 421 amino acids. Gene Ontology annotation, molecular function: oxidoreductase activity. Lineage: Eukaryota; Fungi; Basidiomycota; Agaricomycetes; Polyporales; Epitheliaceae. The transcript has 8 exons. The record is from RefSeq and is a predicted model, not a curated record.